AAUUUUUUCUUGCAUUAGACGCAGAGUCGCGUCGCUGCUAGAUGGAGCCGGAUCGGAAGCGCCACUGCUGGGAAUGCCUCCGACGCAGCUUAGUCUGUGACUUUACGCAUCCUGCAUGUGAACGGUGCAUUGCUUCCGGAAUUGCCUGUCCUGGGUACAAAGAGACACAACCUCUAAGGCUGAAGUGGCUCCAGCCUGGGAAGGUCGAGUCUCGAAAAGCGAGGCGCACAAGGAAACUCGAUGAAAAGGCUAUAACAACGACAGAGAAAACAACAAUAAGUUUUGCGAAACCCCAUUACGAAUUAAAAACGGACGUUCAUACGCUCUUCCAAGCCUCGGAAUACUUCAAUGCCCGCAUAUUUCCCGGUAUACUCCCUAUCUUGGAGCUUGGCUCAAAUUGUGGGGUCUACCAGAUCUCGCCUCGAAUGUUUCAGAAUGGAAUGACACGACCCGAUUAUGUCCGACUUGGUCUAGUCUGUGCAUCCAUAAGCCAUCGGAUGAAUCAGACAAGAGACGAACCUCAGUCAAAAUCGCUGGCCAUGACCUUUUUUCACUACCGUGGCCUUAUCAUUCGGUCUCUCAACGAUGAUAUUGGCAUAGAUCAUAAGCGAAUGAGCAAUCUUGUUGUUGCAGGAAUUUUAACGCUUAUAAUCGUUGAUUCCCAGCAAGGUGCAUCCUCGUUCUGGCGAUACCACCUCCAGGGAGCCUGGAAGAUAAUUGCUCUGCGCGGUGGCAUGUGUUCAUUUGCUAAAUCGACCGGCGCAAUACCUUUGCUUCUUCUUUUAGCACGAAUCGCGGUGAUGGGGAAUACAUCAUCUCCUGCAUCAGACCUAGCUUUGACCCCUGUGCAUCUUGAGGAACUUGGUUUUGUGAUCGAACAAUAUGGCAAUAGGCUUUUCGCCUUUCAGGGACUCCCAACCCCUCUUUUCUCCGAGAUCAUUAAAAUCAAUUACGUCCGCAUGCGCGCCGCGAAAUCUAUGUCCGUGGUGACAGAUGACCUCAUCUAUGAGGCAUACGAAAUCCUGCAUCGUAUUGAGAGUUUUUCCCCAGAGCAAUGGACUGAGUCCAAGCCAUCAUCAAAAAGUGAAGAGUGGCUGCUUCUAGGAAAGGUGCAUCGGGCCGCUGUAGCUCUGUUCUGCAUCCACUCACUGCAGAGCGUAUCGGUGCUAUCUCAUAUUCCGCUUCAUAGAGAGAUCUGUGGUGCGCACGGCUGGAAUUUAUACAUUUUACUUAAGCAAGCAGUGUCAUCACCAUCGACAAAGCGAUUCAUGCUUUGGCCGCUGGUCGUCCUCGGUGUGGAGGCUGUGAACGGGGCUGUAGCCCUGCGUUCUUUCGUCCAAUGGCAACUGCCAGAGCUGUGCAGAGACACUGGCAUGCUUGCACCAUUGAUAGCGAGAGAUAUUCUCGAGAAGUUCUGGAACUCGGGAGAGACGGAUUGGGAUUCUUGCUUUGAUAGACCAUAUGCGUUCAUGAUGGAGCCUGCUGUGGAGGUUAGUAAACUGUCAUAGCGAUGAUUGGAGGUUGAUAUGGUCCUGCUUUAUUCUUUUUUAUGUAUUUAAAUAUGUUGCGUGGACUUUCAGAGAAGCCAAGGUGGUACUAAAACGCUGUCAGCCCUAAUCUCUGAGGGUUUUUGGUAAAUUUACUCCUGUUUGAUAUUUCUAACCACCC
Aspergillus ruber CBS 135680 is the source of this 1668-nucleotide messenger RNA. RefSeq names its product Zn(II)2Cys6 transcription factor. The transcript has 4 exons. Gene Ontology annotation, biological process: positive regulation of transcription by RNA polymerase II. Gene Ontology annotation, molecular function: transcription cis-regulatory region binding; zinc ion binding; DNA-binding transcription factor activity, RNA polymerase II-specific. The coding region runs from base 42 to 1508 and encodes 488 amino acids. The record is from RefSeq and is a predicted model, not a curated record. Gene Ontology annotation, cellular component: nucleus. Lineage: Eukaryota; Fungi; Ascomycota; Eurotiomycetes; Eurotiales; Aspergillaceae.